This is a messenger RNA of Hipposideros armiger (great roundleaf bat), 4418 nucleotides long. It is a transcript of the gene CNTN3, whose product is annotated as contactin 3. The transcript is spliced from 18 exons. The record is from RefSeq and is a predicted model, not a curated record. Bases 206 to 2626 code for a protein of 806 amino acids. Gene Ontology annotation, cellular component: plasma membrane; axon. Gene Ontology annotation, molecular function: cell-cell adhesion mediator activity. Lineage: Eukaryota; Metazoa; Chordata; Mammalia; Chiroptera; Hipposideridae. Gene Ontology annotation, biological process: axon guidance; cell-cell adhesion; brain development.
UUCAUAUGCGUGGAUCUUCAACGAAUACCCAUCGUUCGUUGAUGAAGACCGUCGGAGAUUUGUCUCCCAGGAGACGGGCCACCUCUACAUAGCCAAGGUGCAGCCGUCCGACGUGGGCAACUACACGUGUGUGGUGACAAGCGCGGUGACAGCCGCCAGCGAGCUGGGCUCGCCGACCCCUUUGGUGCUGCGUCCCGAUGGUGUGAUGGGGGAAUAUGAACCAAAAAUAGAAGUUCAGUUUCCAGAGAGUCUCCCGGCAGCGAAAGGCUCAACCGUGAGGCUGGAAUGCUUUGCCCUUGGAAACCCCAUACCUCAGAUUAAUUGGAGAAGAAGCGACGGGCUGCCUUUUCCCAGUAAAAUUAAACUGAGGAAGUUCAACGCUGUGCUUGAGAUCCCCGACUUCCAGCAGGAGGACGCAGGGUCCUACGAGUGCGUCGCCGAGAACUCGCGGGGCAGGAACGUGGCCCGAGGGCGCCUCACGUACUACGCAAAGCCUCACUGGGUUCAGCUCCUGAGAGACGUGGAGGUAGCGGUGGGGGACAGUCUCUUCUGGGAAUGCCAGGCCAGCGGGAAGCCCAAAGCGUCGUACCGCUGGCUGAAGGACGGAGAGGCCCUGGUGCUGGAGGAGAGGAUCCAGAUUGAAAACGGGGCGCUCUCGAUAGCGAACCUCAGCGUGGCCGACUCGGGCGUGUUCCAGUGCAUAGCAGAAAACAAACACGGGCUCGCCGCCUCCAGCGCCCAGCUCAAGGUCCUGGCGUCCCCCCCGGAUUUCUCAAAGACACCCAUGAAGAGGCUGGUGCGGGUGCAGGCGGGCAGCGAGGUGGGCCUGGAGUGCAAGCCCCACGCGUCCCCCCGGGCCCGCGCGUCCUGGAGGAAAGGCCACGCCACGCUGCCGGACACCGGAAGAAUCUCUUUUUUAAAGGAUGGAGGACUCAAAAUCGCCAAUGUGACUAAAGCCGACGCUGGGACCUACACCUGCGUCGCCGAGAACCCGUUCGGGAAAGCCAAUGCCUCCACGCACGUGGUCGUGACCGACCCCACGCGGAUAACCGUGGCGCCAUCCAACAUGGACGUGUCCGUUGGCGAAAGCGUCGUUCUGCCCUGCCAGGUGCAGCAUGACCCCCUGUUAGACAUCACGUUCACCUGGUACUUCAAUGGGGUCCUCACGGACGUCCAGAAAGACGGCGCUCACUUUGAGAAAGUCGGUGGGAGCUCGUCGGGCGACGUGAUGAUCAGAAACACCCAGCUGAAGCACAGUGGACGGUACGUGUGCAUGGUGCGGACCGGGGUGGACAGCGUGUCAUCGGCCGCCGACCUCAUCGUGAGAGGUUCACCGGGACCACCAGAAAAUGUGAAGGUGGAUGAAGUCACAGACACCACAGCCCAACUCUCUUGGAAAGAAGGUUCAGACAACCGGAGCCCCGUGACGUCCUACUCGGUCCAGGCAAGGACGCCUUUCUCCGUGGGUUGGCAAGCUGUCAUGACAGUGCCUGAGGUCAUCGAUGGAAAAGCACACUCGGCCACCGUGGUCGACUUAAACCCAUGGGUGGAGUACGAAUUCCGCGUCGUAGCCAACAACAAAAUCGGCGGGGGAGAGCCCAGCCUACCCUCAGAAAAAGUAAGAACUGAAGAGGCAGCGCCAGAAGUGCCUCCGUCGGAGGUCAGCGGAGGAGGUGGAAGCCGGUCUGAGCUGGUGAUAACCUGGGAUCCAGUGCCCGAGGAGCUGCAGAACGGCGAGGGCUUCGGGUAUGUUGUCGCUUUCCGCCCUCUUGGGGUCCCCAACUGGAUCCAGACAGUGGUCACGUCUCCCGACACCCCGAGAUACGUCUUCAGGAAUGAGAGCAUCGUGCCAUUCUCACUGUAUGAAGUUAAAGUGGGGGUUUAUAACAACAAAGGCGAAGGGCCAUUUAGCCCGGUGACAACGGUGUUCUCUGCAGAAGAAGAACCUACAGUAGCUCCAUCCCACGUGUCUGCACAGAGCCUGUCUUCCUCGGAAAUUCACGUUUCCUGGAAUGCCAUUCCCUGGAAGCUGGCCAACGGACACUUGCUUGGCUAUGAGGUGCGGUUCUGGAGCAGCGGACAGGAGGCCUCGGCGAGCAGAGUGACGGUGGCGGCCAGCCGGACGUCGGCCACCCUCCGUGGCCUGAGGGGCAACCUGGCCUAUCACAGUGCCGUCCGGGCGUACAACAGCGCCGGCGCCGGUCCCUUCAGCGCCACGGUGACCGCGACCACCAGGAAAACCCCUCCCAGCCAGCCCCCCAGGAACGUGGUCUGGAAUGCUACAGACACCAAAGUGCUGCUGACUUGGGAGCAGGUCCGAGCCAUGGAGAACGAGUCGGACGUGACCGGGUACAAAGUUUUCUACAGGACCAGCAGCCAGAGUGACAUGCAGGUGCUGAGCACGAACACAACGUCGGCCGAGCUGCUGCUGCCCGUCAGGGAAGAUUACGUCAUUGAGGUGAAGGCCGCGACCGAGGGAGGGGACGGGGCCAGCAGCGAGCAGAUCAGGAUUCCCAGAGUGACCAAUAUGGAUGCAAGAGGGUCCACGUCGGCCAUCUCGAACGUCCACCCCGUGUCCAGUUACAUCCCCAUCGUCCUGCUCGUCACUGUAAACGCCCUGUGGUGACAGGAACUCUUUUUUUACCAUUUACUGGAAAGUUAAUUGGUGACAAAAAAACAAAACAAAACCCUGCUUUCAUGAAAUGCAGUGAUAAUGCAUGUUUUUUUUUCCUAACUCUGUAUUUUUAACCUUCUGAUAGAUAAAAUAUGAAUAUAAUUUAAGAAACAGUUGAGAAUCCUUUUAGGGGAAUCUGAAAAUGCCUUAAUACUUGAUAAACCAAAGAAAGUUACAUACUACGUACUUCCGACUUCUGGUAGGUGUCACAACUAGGAGCUAAGCGCUGUCUAUGCAUAAAGACGGACAUGUCCCCACGGGCACGCACACGUGUGGUGUGGGUUCACUUAGCGUCGAAAAGCCCUUUCAUCCAAAUGCUACUUUCCUAUCAUAACAGCGCUGUUUGGGAGGCUUAAUCAGUAUUAUUUUGAAAUGGUGAAAAACCCAUCUUAAACAUCGCCCUGUUUGGAAGCGGGCGCAUGUGCUUCAUGAAGUGUCAGGAAGGUGGCGAGACUGCGUGACGCCCGGGGUCCUGUCCGCGGGCGGGCGCGCCCCAGGUCACUUGCUCCCCCCGCUUCUCCGGGACACGGAGACCGCAACCCCGUCCUGCCUGCCUCUGCCCACAAAUUACCUGGAACAGGUGAAGAAGGAAACGUGAGCGGACCGGUUACCCAAGCGCAGGGCCGAGACGCCAAUGCGAACGUGCUGACCGCUGUCGGCCGUGAGGCCCGUGGGGCUCUGACGCCCGCAUUCCAGGCUGUUACAGAUCAUCCUUUUUCAUUCAGUGACAGUAUAGAGUGGAAACGAUCACAUUUUAUCCUUUCUCAAAAUAAAAAAAAAUAAAUAAAAUGAAUUAUUUCCUUCACACCUAUGAACGAGCUGUCAGGUUUUAUUAAAACAUGGUAGAGAAAAUAAGGAACGACCUGAAUCUCAACCCAAAUUUUAGAGGAAAUUCACACAAUUCAUUUCCAAUUUCUGAUGCCAUUCAGAGACCCUCUCUGUGUCGAGUGACAGAGGUGGCUUUUUAGGGGACUCCAGCCGUCCCUCUGCGUGAGCCUGGCAGGCUUUCUCGUCCUGAGCUAACUUUGUAACAGAACCACGGUCACGCUGCUGACUUGGAUGUCAAUGCAGUCUCCCCGUACGUGGUUUUCAAAGGACUGUAGAAGACGUGACUUCACAGCAAUAUGUAAAGAACACGCAAAACCCGGCAGCUUGAGUUUUAGACACCGAAAUCAAUGUUUUACCUCGUUCUUACCAAUUUCAUGUUUUGCGGGAACUUCUUUGCACAGAUGUCAGAAUUUGAAACCAAUAACAGUUCAGGUGUCAAAAAAGAUAAAAAUUCACAAAAUUCUGAUAAUCACCAUAAAGUGUUACUUUACAUUUAGAGAUUACAUUUAAGAUAAAGUCGUUACACACAAAGGAGAAAAAUAUCUGUAAGUUUCUCUGCAAGGUCUGUAUAUACUGUACAUAUCCGGCAAAAACCUGAACUAGUCGCUUCCUAUGGCCGUUGUUACUUCCAGUCAGAAGGUGGGGAAACCCUUCCUCCAACACCUGUAGUUUAUGCUACAUGUCUUGGAUUUGUACCUUUUUAUUAUUCAGUAAUUCCGAUACGUUCCAACGCUUUUCCGUUUCAAGAUAAUUACUCUCUCGUUUCAUGGUGUUUCUAGCAAUAUAUCUCCAUGAGAUUUGUACUUUGUUUCAUAUUGAAAAGUAUAAAGAAUAUCUUUAAAUUUCUGUGUGUGUAUCCUAUGGUUAUCUGUAUGUAUGAUUUUCUAUUAUUCUAAUAAAAUUUAUAACAAUUAAA